GGCACGUGACAGCCGGCCGGCCGGACCGGCCCGCAGUCCGGCGGGCCUUGGAUCUUGGGGUCUCCGCGCGCUCGCAGGCUCGCCGGCGCGUCAUGAAGCUGGCACGGCGCGCGUGGCGGCACCGGACGACGCUGGGCCUGGUCGGCCUGGUGCUGUGCGGCGCCGCGCUCCUCUAUCUGGCGCGCUGCACGGCCGAGGGUCCUGGUCCGUCGCCCGGCCGCAGCCCCGGGGCCCUGCCCAUCGGACCCGGACGCGCCAGUGCCUUCCUGGCCGUGUUGGUGGCCAGCGCGCCGCGGGCGGCGGAGCGGCGCAGCGUAGUCCGCGGCACGUGGCUGGCGGCGGCGCGGCGCGGCGGCCCAGGCGACGUGUGGGCGCGCUUCGCGGUGGGCACGGCCGGCCUGGGCGCCGAGGAGCGGCGCUCCCUGGAGCGCGAGCAGGCGCGGCACGGGGACUUGCUGCUGCUGCCCACGCUGCGCGACGCCUAUGAGAACCUCACCGCCAAGGUGUUGGCCAUGCUGUGCUGGCUCGAUGAGCACGUAGGCUUCGAGUUCGUGCUCAAGGCAGACGACGACUCGUUCGUGCGGCUGGAUGCGCUGCUGGCCGAUCUGCGUGCCCGCGACCCAGCGCGCCGCCGCCGCCUCUACUGGGGCUUCUUCUCAGGCCGCGGCCGCGUCAAGCCGGGGGGUCGCUGGCGUGAGGCGUCCUGGCAGCUCUGCGACUACUACCUGCCCUAUGCGCUGGGCGGCGGUUACGUGCUCUCUGCCGACCUGGUGCACUACCUGCGCCUCAGCCGGGAGUACCUGCGCCUGUGGCACAGUGAGGACGUGUCGAUGGGCGCCUGGCUGGCGCCCGUAGACGUGCAGCGUGAACACGACCCGCGCUUUGACACCGAGUACAAGUCCCGCGGGUGCAGCAACCAGUACCUGGUGACGCACAAGCAGAGCCUGGAGGACAUGCUGGAGAAGCACCAGACGCUGACGCGAGAGGGCCGCCUGUGCAAGCAGGAGGUGCAACAGCGCCUCUCCUACGUCUAUGACUGGUCUGCGCCGCCCUCGCAGUGCUGCCAGAGGAAGGAGGGCGUCCCCUGAGCGCUGCCGCUGCCAUGAUGGAGGGGCAGCAGCAGUGGGUCCCUUUUGGAGCCCCCGUUGGUCUUACACCGGGAAAGGUGACACGUCUGGCUGGAUGAGCCCAGCGCUCGAGGGGAACCUAGUCUCGUGACCAGUGGGGCUUUCGGGCAAAUGCCACACAGCAACAGACAGCUCCUAGGCCCCUGCCCCAUCAGUGGCCACACCUCCAGUCUUGCUCCAAGGCAUCUCGCUGUGGGUCUGGGAGACCCUGGGGCUGCUAGGGCAACGAAUGUGUUGUGUCCAGGUGGAAGUGUCCUGCCCCCAGAUUUCAGCCAGCAUUUGCCUGGACUGGGAAGAUGCCCAGCUUCGGGGAUGAGCCGGGGAGAACCUUCCCAGUCUGCAGAAGGCUCUGGCCCUCCCCCUACAACUCCCUGACACCUGCCUGUCUUCCUGCUGUCCUGACCCGAGGCCGAAGCGAGGAGCUGAAGGCUGGAGCUGGCCCCUGGCACAGAUCUGACUUGUACUGGGUGGGGACUGUGGCCCACCCUGCAUCCACUGUGCUGACCGUCCGUCCACCUGCAGGCCCUGAGCAGCCACAGUGUGUCCGUGGUGCGGUUGGGCGGCGUUUACGGGAACUGCCACCGUCUCGUGGGGUCGGGCCACCCCCUUUGUGUCUCCUUCGGUGUCAGUCACGUGUCAGUCCGGAUCAGCCUUCGUUUGAUGUUGAGUAGCUUUGGUGUCCACGUCAGCGCCUGCCUGUGAUUAUGUAUAAACAUUGUAAAUUUGUGUAGAUAAGAGCUCCCGUCGGGAGCGUGUGGGUCUCAGUGUUUUCUAAAUUAUUUGAGAAGAUUUUUGUAUCAGAACUUGGAACUUGUGGAUUAAUCUGUUUUCACAGUGUGAACCGUAGACUGUGGCCGCAUGUGUGUUUAAGCAUGGAAGAAUUUCUAAACCGUCCAUUUUUCUUUUCAGUUUACACAUAAGUCAGCCCCGUUGU
Molecule: messenger RNA, 2061 nt
Organism: Phyllostomus discolor (pale spear-nosed bat)
Lineage: Eukaryota; Metazoa; Chordata; Mammalia; Chiroptera; Phyllostomidae
Gene: B3GALT6
Product: beta-1,3-galactosyltransferase 6
Exons: 1
Coding region: 93-1088 (331 amino acids)
Biological process (GO): glycosaminoglycan biosynthetic process
Cellular component (GO): membrane
Molecular function (GO): UDP-galactosyltransferase activity
Source: RefSeq, a predicted model, not a curated record